CAAGAACUUCAAAAUAUCUACUAUUCGACCAUGGUGAAAGCAAGGAAGUACGUAGUAAAUAAAAAUUUUCAAGGAGUUCCAAAACGCGAGGAUUUUGAUCUUGUAGAAUAUGAACUCCCUCCACUCAAAGAAGGAGAAUUUCUUGUUAAAGCUGAAUGGAUAAGUGUUGACCCGUAUCUCCGUUUCUUGAAUUCAAAGAUUCCGGCACCGUAUGACCAAUUCGGAUUUCAAAUUGGAACAGUUCAGGAGUCAAGGAAUCCUUCUUACCCUGUUGGGACACAAGUUGUAACUCACGAAGGAUGGUGCGAUUACAGUAACGCUAAAGAAACAGAUGACCCAUUUGCAAAGGUAUAUAAACUUCCUGAUUUACAAGGAUUGCCCACUGAACUUGCUCUUGGUGUUAUUGGAUUGCCUGGUGUGACUUCUUACUUCGGUUUGCUCGAAAUUUGCCAACCCAAAGCUGGCGAGACUGUUGUAGUAACGGGAGCGGCUGGGGCUGUCGGAUCCGUCGUAGGUCAAAUAGCUAAGAUUAAGGGCUGCAGAGUGAUUGGAUUAGCUGGUUCAGAUGACAAAGUGCAGUGGUUGGAGAAAGACUUAGGAUUCGAUAAAGCAAUUAAUUAUAAAACAGCUGAUAUACAUAAAGCCCUUGCAGAAGCGGCUCCAAACGGCAUUGAUUGUUAUUUUGACAACGUCUGAGGGGAAAUAAGUAGCAUCAUUAUCGGAAAAAUGAAUCAGUAUGGAAGAGUUGCCG
Molecule: messenger RNA, 751 nt
Organism: Zerene cesonia (dogface butterfly)
Lineage: Eukaryota; Metazoa; Arthropoda; Insecta; Lepidoptera; Pieridae
Product: prostaglandin reductase 1-like
Exons: 1
Coding region: 31-696 (221 amino acids)
Biological process (GO): prostaglandin metabolic process
Molecular function (GO): 15-oxoprostaglandin 13-reductase [NAD(P)+] activity
Source: RefSeq, a predicted model, not a curated record